Molecule: messenger RNA, 691 nt
Organism: Spodoptera litura
Lineage: Eukaryota; Metazoa; Arthropoda; Insecta; Lepidoptera; Noctuidae
Biological process (GO): cellular response to oxidative stress
Cellular component (GO): cytoplasm
Molecular function (GO): glutathione disulfide oxidoreductase activity
Source: RefSeq, a predicted model, not a curated record
ACACAGUUCAGUUCAUGACGUUAAAAAAGGUUUUAUUUUGGAGCUCUAAGCUCAUUCUUUGAUGGGAUCUUUGGCUAGCAAAAGUAGUAGAAUGACUGUUUCCAAAAUGGCGAAUGCUCAAGAAAUCAGGGAAUUUAUCAAACAAGCUAUUACUGAGGAAAAAGUAGUUAUAUUUUCGAAAACCUACUGCCCUUAUUGUAAACUGGCUAAGGACGUAUUUAACAAAGUGAAGCAACCAUUCAAGGUGUAUGAGUUGGAUGAGCGUGAAGAUGAAAGUGAUUUCCAGGACAACCUGGCUAUACUGAAUGGUUUCAGAUCUGUACCUCAAGUGUACAUCAAUGGCAAGUGCAUAGGAGGCGGCACUGACGUCAAGAUCUUGUAUGAAACUGGCAAGCUGGAGCCCAUGCUCAUUGGUUAAAUUACAUCACAAAUAUUCAGGAAAAAAAAAAGAAUAAUUACUUACAAAAAUGUAAUAUUUAAAUAUUUGUAAAGAUUUUUCAAAUAGUACAAGUAAUAGUAACUUUCAUUAUUUAAUAUUUUUUGUUUUAAAUAUUGUGCUUAUAUGAAUCUUGUAAUGCUAAAAACAGUGUCUAUGUAGAUACUGUUUUUGAAUUUCGUCACCAUACUUACCAUUCAAGAUUGUUUUCAUUUUUUACUAUAUUUUUUACAAAUAAAACAUUAAUUCAAUUCC